CCGAUAUAUAUGCUUUAAAAAACGUAUCCCAAAACUCUGAUGUACAUUUCGGCAAUUUAUACACCAGAGGCCACAAGGAUGACAAUGCUUCAUGAAUUCUAGAUAAAAAAUGCAUGUUAAACACAAUUAAAAGAGAGCUGUGAAGUAUGGAUCAGACUAAGUGGGGAAAAAAACAGACAGAUAACAUAUCUGUUUAUCAUAUAAGUGAUAGGCUGUCAUGUUGCGAAUAUCACGGUAUGUCCAAUGCGAUCGAAAUUAUUAGUCAAUAUCAGAGGUGCAGUGAAAUAGCAGGAGUUCUCCAAAUAUACUGUGACUUUGAUUUGAUAUUCAUUUUUUUUUUGGAGGAAAGAUACGCUGUUGAAGGCGGAGCGGCAUGUGGCAAGAGAUAGCUCUUCUGCUGCUCCUUGUCGCCCGGACCUGGGCUGGCCAGAUCAUCGGGAACUCAUGGUUCGACUAUUACACCACAGUCCUGCGUGCCUCUGUGAUCGACCUCACGACGGAUCAGCUGACGUUCCACCUGAACGCCCUGCUGGAGAGGUUCCCGUUCCCGCAUCCCGAGGACCACAUUCACCGCGCCCUCGUCAUAGCCUUUAGUGCCCUCAUAUUCAUCAUCAACGAAAUGGAGGAAACGGCUCGCAUACUCCUGCACCUUGAGUAUCACCACGAGUACCAGUAGGGGACAGUUAUGUUGACUCCAUGAACAUAGUUUGUCGUUUACUUGUCUUCUGA
Penaeus monodon (black tiger shrimp) is the source of this 729-nucleotide messenger RNA. RefSeq lists its product as uncharacterized. Lineage: Eukaryota; Metazoa; Arthropoda; Malacostraca; Decapoda; Penaeidae. The record is from RefSeq and is a predicted model, not a curated record.